Molecule: messenger RNA, 2096 nt
Organism: Pyrus x bretschneideri (Chinese white pear)
Lineage: Eukaryota; Viridiplantae; Streptophyta; Magnoliopsida; Rosales; Rosaceae
Product: synaptotagmin-3
Exons: 13
Coding region: 129-1757 (542 amino acids)
Cellular component (GO): endoplasmic reticulum
Molecular function (GO): lipid binding
Source: RefSeq, a predicted model, not a curated record
CAAAGUUUCAAACUCUGAAGAAGAAAGCCAUAGUAAUUGAAGGUGAAACAACACCGCGUGUGACUCUCUGUUUCUUUUGGCGCUCUUCUCACUCUCAGACACUCUUCCUGAAGUAGCAGAGGAAAAAGAUGGGAGUUUUAAGCACUUUCUUGGGAUUCAUCGGCUUUGGCAUUGGAAGUUUGGUGGGACUCUUGGUGGGUUUCUAUCUUUUCAUCUAUUCAGAGCCUGAGGAAGUGAAGGAUCCAAUUAUCAGGCCGCUGCACGAAUUAGAUUCUAGUACUUUGCAAGGUCUUCUACCUGAAAUACCAAUGUGGGUUAAAUUUUCCGACUAUGAACGAGUUGACUGGUUAAACAAGUUUCUCGUUGACAUGUGGCCUUACCUUCACAAGGCAAUUUGUUCUACAAUAAGAAGCAUGGCAAAACCUAUAUUCGCUGAGUAUAUAGGGAAGUAUCACAUUGAGGAUAUUGAAUUUGACAAGUUGAGUCUUGGAAAUCUGCCACCCAUAAUUUAUGGUCUAAAAGUUUAUGAGACUAAUGAGAAUGAAUUAGUCAUGGAACCGGCAUUUAGAUGGGCUGGCAACCCUAACAUAGUUCUGGUGUUGAAGUUGUUGUCUCUAAGAAUUACAGUUCAGUUAGUGGAUUUGCAAGUAUUUGCAGCACCACGGGUAACUCUGAAACCUCUAGUGCCGACUUUUCCAUGUUUUGCAAGCAUUGUGGUGUCUUUAUUGGAGAAGCCACAUGUCGAUUUUGGAAUCAAGGUAUUGGGAGGGGACAUCAUGGCCAUACCAGGCCUUUAUUGGUUUGUUCAGGAGACCAUCAAAAAACAAGUCGCAGGCCUCUAUCUAUGGCCUCAAACACUGGAAAUACCUGUUCUUGACGCUUCAACAGUUGCCAAGAAGCCUGUGGGGAUCCUUCAUGUAAAGGUUAUUCGAGCGCUGAAGCUUUUGAAGAUGGACAUCUUGGGAAGUUCCGAUCCUUACGUCAAACUAACCCUCACUGAAGAUAGGUUGCCAGCAAAGCAAACCAGUAUCAAAAUGAAUAAGUUGAAUCCUGAGUGGAAUGAGAAGUUCAAGCUUCUUGUGAAGGACCCUCAAACUCAAGCUCUUGAGUUACAACUCUAUGACUGGGACAAGGUUGGCAGACAUGACAAAUUGGGAAUGCAGUUAGUUCCUUUAAAAGUACUAACACCCGGUGUGACAAAGGAAUUUGUGCUAGAUUUGGUCAAGAACACAAAUAUCAAUGAUCCUCAAAACAAGAAGCAUAGGGGGCAAAUCGUGGUGGAGCUUGCUUUUGUUCCUUUCAAAUCAGAAAGCAGUAAACUUAAUGGAUCUAGUAAUGGUUUUGGGAAAAGCGAAAGUGGAAGGUCAUCGGAGAGUGAUGAGUCCCUUAGUGGAGCUGGUGUACUAUCCGUUUUGAUCCAGGGAGCUGAGGACGUAGAAGGGGAGCAUCACAACAAUCCUUAUGCUUUGCUUUGCUUUAGAGGAGAAGAAAAGAAAACUAAGAUUAUUAAGAAAUCUCGUAAUCCACUUUGGAACGAAGAUUUUCAAUUUAUGCUCGAUGAGCCUCCUUUGAAUGACAAGAUUCUUAUCGAGGUCAAGAGCAAAAGCAGAGCCCUAAUCCGAGCCAAGGAAUCACUGGGAUACGUGGAAAUUAAUCUUGCCGAUGUGGUACACAAUGGCCGUAUCAACCAUAAGUACCAUUUGAUUGAUUCCCAAAAUGGAAGGAUACAUGUAGAGCUAAGUUGGACAAAGGCUUGAAGACAUGGGAUUAGAAAACAAUGAGUUGCAAGUGAUCUCAAGUCUCAACUGUCAUUUCCAACUGUUCCGACCGAUGAUUUACGCGUUUGAAUGGGAGGAAGAGAAGAGGAGACGGAGAGAGAUUCUUGGAUCUCAUACAUUGUUUUGAUUUUUCAAUUUUUAGAGUAGUCAUUCAUAGGGAUAGGGCAAAUUGGUUUAACAUUCUUUUUACAUCCCAACAAUUUUGAAGUAGAUUAUGGUGAAUUAGUAUCUUAUCAACCAAUCUUGUACAGUUGACAAUUAUGAAGCAACCUUAAAGCUAAAGGGUAGUGCUAUUCAUGUAUCCUUUUUUACGUCCCA